CUUCACUGCCAGAUCUUACCAAUUGGCGCUCUCCACCGCUUCGUGGACAAUCCGGGAUAAUCUAAAUCUAUCCUGACAGGUUUCAUUACCCAUUCAUCGACACUCAAUAUACCUCUUCGUCAGCUAAGUCACCAGGCCCUCCAAUUAUAAAGACGAUGGCAGUAGUUAAGUUUAAUUUAGACGACACCCUGUUUGACCAGGACCCCAAAUUGAUAAUCCGGAGUGUUAUAGCUUACCCAGACUAUUAUUUCACGUCGGAAUUUAAUAUAGCUGAUCGUGAUGGUGUGAGGCAAGCAACUUAUCGGUGGGACGAAGCGAGCUUCGAACCAUUUCCUGUUCCUUUGCUUAACACGGCCAUAGAAAUGCCGGACACUCCUGAUGAUAUUCUUAGCGAAUUUAUAGACGGAUUAGACAGGGAAUUCCCCGGUGCGAUCAACGCUUCCUAUCCAGUUCUCCACCAGAUUGAGCCUCCACUUCAUGCUGCGAUGAGAGUAGGUCGUGUGGGGGCCGUAUCGCAGCUCGUCCGUCGCGCAACUCUCGAUACAGAGAUGAAAUAUUCCCAGCAACAUCAUGAUACGCCCGGCUAUUGUAAAAUGUCUGGUUUCGCUCACACAGGACCAUGCGAACCAGAGCACGUCAAUUCACCAUGCCCAACUGCGCUUGAGUAUGCUAUUGAAUGCUACUGUAAUGCGCAACCAGGAUCACCGCUAAGAGAGAACAUCGAACAAUGCGCUUUGAUAUUGGUUGAUGCGAAUGCUUAUCCAGCACCAUUUGACAAUGACUCCCGUCUUAUCCCAAGCUUUAGACGAGCAAUACAAGGGCGCAUGAAUGGUUAUGUUUACGGAGUAAUAAACCAACUCUUGAAAUUGCCCUACACGGAUGCAAAUCGGAAUUACUUGCUUGGGCGCGGCUUAGAAAAAAUUCUCUAUGAAGCUGCUGGAGCGAUGGAAAAUAGCGGUCUUGUGAGUCGUAUAUUGGACACAAUAUCGAUGAACAACGAGAUCUUCCCAAUCCCCCACUAUCCGGCUACUUUAGGUGCGAAUCCUAUCGCGGCAGCUCUUGAGAAUAGGUGCCCGCAAAAUGCAUGCAACAUCUCGGAUUUCAUCUGGGACGUGCUGAACGAUCAUGAGGAGGAGCCAGAGCAAUGGGUGAGAGAUUUCUUAAGAAAUACCGAUAUAAUCAUUAAUGCAUCGAGCACUGAUGACAACUAUGCAUACCUUGAAAAUUUGAUGAUCUUCGUCCAUAACCCACCAAUUACCGAUUGGCCAAAUGGCAUAACGGAGUACAACGAAGAACUGGCCGAAUAUGUACGCCAAUGCGCAUAUGAAGCAAUUUCUUCAGGCAAGUUGGCAACACGCAAUACCGUAUUUCUCGUUGAACACGGGUGCGAUACAGCUCUCUUCUGGCGAGUAGCUAUUGGAUAUCGUAAUGUGGCAGCUUUGAUGGCUAUGAUCGCUAGCUGGUCAAAAAUAGGAAAAUCUCUAGAUGAACCCCAACCAGCAGUACCUGCGUUGGAAGGUCUUGGAGGUGCUGAUCUUCAAGAUAUUUCGAGUGGGUGGACAAUCCUAGGUGCCGUAGUUGAAGCUCGAUUUCUAACAGGGAUAGUGUUAGUGCUCAACGCAGAUGCCAAUCCCAAUAUUGUCAGUCAUGAAGACUGGAGAUCUCUCUUUGAUGAACUACUGGAAGCCGAGAGGGAUCUUAGUAUAUUGCAGGUCGUCAAAAUAUACUUCAGGGGUGAGUUCUUCAAUGGGGGUGAGCUUAUAGGAACUAUGGAUGAGCUGGAGAAGAAUGAGCUCGUAAGAGCCUGGCUGAGACUUGUGAUCCGUAUUGCUGAACUUCACAGUCGCGAAUAA
Messenger RNA from Annulohypoxylon maeteangense, 1853 nucleotides. RefSeq lists its product as uncharacterized. Bases 156 to 1853 code for a protein of 565 amino acids. The transcript has a single exon. The record is from RefSeq and is a predicted model, not a curated record. Lineage: Eukaryota; Fungi; Ascomycota; Sordariomycetes; Xylariales; Hypoxylaceae.